Penicillium nucicola is the source of this 1149-nucleotide messenger RNA. RefSeq names its product glutathione-independent formaldehyde dehydrogenase. The transcript has 2 exons. Gene Ontology annotation, molecular function: zinc ion binding; oxidoreductase activity. The record is from RefSeq and is a predicted model, not a curated record. The coding region runs from base 1 to 1149 and encodes 382 amino acids. NCBI's taxonomy places the organism in Eukaryota, Fungi, Ascomycota, Eurotiomycetes, Eurotiales, Aspergillaceae.
AUGUUGAACGAGACGAUGCGAGCCGUUGUUUGGACCGGCCAACCAUACAACAUUUCCGUCCGUGACGUCCCCAAACCAACCAUCAUCAACUCAACCGAUGUCAUCGUUAAGAUGUCGAAGGCAGCUAUCUGCGGGUCUGAUUUGCAUAUUUAUCGAGGUACAAUGGAGGGACAGGUCCUUCCUGUCGGCAUUGGACACGAGGGAGUCGGAUAUGUGUCUGAGGUUGGAUCACUUGUGCACUCGCUGAGCGUCGGCGAUCCUGUUAUCGUGCCUUUCACGACCUCCGGCGAUCAGCUCAAUACGGAGCUCACUUAUGUGCCAUACGCGGCAUUCGGAAAUGGAGGAACCCUGGGUGGCACACAAGCGGAGUUUUUGCGAGUUCCGUUUGCCGAUGAAGGACUGAUCCCCAUCCCUUCUGUCAACUACACCGAUCCAACUACCAAUGAAACCACUUCCCUGCUGAAUGACUACGUUAUGAUGUCGGAUAUCUUUGCCACAGGCUGGACAGCCCUUGACUUUUCUGGCAUGGAGCCCGGCGACACCGUGGCUGUGUUUGGUGCUGGACCCGUCGGCCUGAUGGCGGCGUACUCGGCAAUCUUACGUGGUGCAUCACGAGUCUACAGCGUUGAUUUUGUCCCCGAGCGCCUCCAACUUGCUAGCUCAAUUGGAGCAAUCCCCAUCAACUUCGAAGAAGCAGACCCAGUGGAGCAGAUUAUGGCGUUGGAGCCUACUGGGGUUACUCGAAGCGUCGACUGCGUGGGAUUUGAACAGUUGAACCAGAAUCUUACCGUGCAGUCGGAUGUUAUCAUUGGUCACAUGCUGUCCGUCACUUCCAUGAAUGGCGGCAUGGGCACUGUCGGAGUUUAUACCCAUGAGCACGGCAACACGGCAACUCAACCUCGUGCUUCGACUAUCCAUACUCAUUUCAAUCUUUCUCUCGCAGAUUUCUGGACAAGGGGCUUGCACUGGGGAGCUGGUAUUUCCCGGCCAUUAGAUCUUGCCCCACAGCUCUUGCAUCUCAUUGCAUCGGGCAGAGCCAGGCCUGGAUUCAUUGUUAGUGAUGAGGUGGAUAUUGAAGAUGCCCCGGCAGCCUACGCCAGAUUCAACAGUCGCAAUGCCACAAAGGUUGUGAUCAAUUUUGAUCAUUAA